Bactrocera latifrons is the source of this 1979-nucleotide messenger RNA. It is a transcript of the gene Ugt36A1, whose product is annotated as UDP-glucuronosyltransferase. The record is from RefSeq and is a predicted model, not a curated record. Lineage: Eukaryota; Metazoa; Arthropoda; Insecta; Diptera; Tephritidae. The coding region runs from base 323 to 1915 and encodes 530 amino acids. Gene Ontology annotation, molecular function: UDP-glycosyltransferase activity. The transcript has 4 exons.
AAGAGCAAUUCAGUGUGUUUUGUAGUCAGUGAUUGAGUAGACAGCGGGGCCAACGCAUCCCAGAAAACUACAGCCAAGGCAAUUUGAUUUAUUUGGCUUCACCAAAAGCUCACUUGCCGGCACUUUUUUACACGUGUUGCCUUAUUCUGCUUGAAAUAAAUUGUUUUUUAUUAGAUAUACAUACAUACAUACAUAACAUACAGUUACUCGGUGUGAAUUCUUUCGAAAAAUUCUUUAAAAGUCAACGAAAGUUAUAUAACAUCGAUGAUAUAGUGACAAUAGUGUGUGUKAAUACGCGAAAACCGCUAACAGUAGUACAAAUAUGGCCAAAUCGAUGUUAUUGAUUUAUUUUUUGCUGGCUGUAGCGGUCUCACCGACAAAAAUCGUUGCUGGCGCUCGUAUACUCGGCAUUUUUCCCCACUUUGGCUACAGUCAUUUUAAGGUGUUUUUUCCCCUAUUGCGCACAUUGGCGGAGCAUGGUCAUCAUGUCACCGUGGUCACACAUAUUCAAGCGCCCGCUAAUACCACCACCAACUAUGAAGAAUUAUUGUUAGGAGGUCAAAAAUCUACAAAUAUCCUCACUUUCGAACAUAUACUACCGCGACGUCCGUUACACUAUCUUUUAUUGGAAGCAGAUAUUUUGCAUAAAGAGGGACAGAAAACUUGCGAACUUUUCUAUGAGAGCGGCCAUAUCGAAACGAUAUUGAAAAGACACGAACAGGAACCAUACGAUUUGGUUAUCACCGAGUACUUCAAUUCAGACUGCCAGUUGGGUAUACCAUAUCUGCUGGAAGUGCCGAUAGUGGGUUUAAGUAGUUGUUUAUUAAUGCCAUAUUUCUACGAUCGUAUUGCAUUGCCCGAUUUCCCCUCUCACGUACAAUCUGAAUUUGUCGGCUUUCCGGAGGAGUUGAACUGGCAUGAACGUCUAUUGAAUUUCGUACAAGCGAAUGUAAUCAAGAAGCUUUAUCGCUACCGCACAAAUUAUUACGAUCGCAAAGUGAUCAACAAAUAUCUAAAUAUAGAUUUCGAUGUUGAUGAUUAUGCCAAGCGUAGUACCAGCUUAAUUUUGGUCAACCAACAUUACACCCUACACGGUAAUAAACCGUUAACUUCGCAAUUAAUCGAAAUGGGUGGCAUACAUAUCGAUGAGGCAGCACUAAAUGCGAAAUUACCAGAUGAAAUUGAGAAAUUCUUAAAAAAUGCACCAUCCGAAGGUGUGCUCUUCCUUAGCUGGGGUUCUUUGGUACGUUCGUCUAGCAUGCCCAGUGAGAAAGUGCAAACAAUAGUUAAAGUACUCGAACGACAGCCUUUCAAUGUAAUUUGGAAAUGGGAGACCGACGAAGUACCAACGAAAAGUAAGAAGUUCCUCUUCGUCAAAUGGGCGCCACAAUUCAGUUUGAUCUGCCAUCCCAAAGUGAAAAUAUUUUGGGGGCAUGGUGGUCUACUCGGUACCACUGAGAAUAUAUAUUGUGGCAAACCAUUAAUAGUCACACCACUCUACGGUGAUCAAAGCGUUAAUGCAUAUGCGGUCCAAAAUCGUGGCGUGGGCUCCAUACUAUUCUUCGAYGAUAUUAAUGAAAAYAGUUUAGAAGCRACGCUUAAAGAAGUGCGCCGCAAGAGUUAUGCUGAGAAUGCUGCCRUGUUGUCGCACUUAUUCCGUAAUCGAGACAUGAAACCGCUGGACAGAGCUGUGUGGUGGGUGGAACAUUUGUUGCAAAAGAACGGCAAAAUGGCGCAUAAAUUGCUGCAGACAAAGGCGGUAAARCUAAAUUGGUUCGUCUAUUAUUCACUGGACAGUGUGUCAAUUAUUCUGAUCGGUUUGGCGUUGUUCAUUUUCAUUUUACACGCGAUUUUGCGACGCUUGUGCGGCGUUUUCAAAUCCGGCAAACAAAGUGGCAAACUGAAAACGAAAUAAUUGGACUAAAUAUAGAUAUUGUUGAAUAAUAAUAAUAAAAUUUUUGUUUUAUAUUAACGAAGAA